Molecule: messenger RNA, 2554 nt
Organism: Rubroshorea leprosula
Lineage: Eukaryota; Viridiplantae; Streptophyta; Magnoliopsida; Malvales; Dipterocarpaceae
Source: the annotation of a GenBank genome assembly
UGGUUUUUGAGGGAGAAGAAAGGAAAAGAGAGAAGGGCUCUGGCAUUUUGGAUAAGCUCCCUUUCCUCUCCAGGAUAACCUUCUAGGAUGAAUUUUUAAAAUAAUUGUGAAGGAAGUUAGGAAUGUCAGUGGCUGGGUGAGGUUGCAAAGGGAGAAAUAGUAGAGAGAGAGAUCCAUUCCCUCGAUCUGCUCCUGGCUCCUCAUCCCCUGGCGUCCCCUAUCUCUUGCUUUCCUCUUCCCCAGAGAACCCUAAAAAUCGUUUCGUACAUUUUAAAUUGUGGGUUAGUCUUGUUUUACAUACCUUUAUGUAAACCACUUGGCAUUUUCUCCAAAAAAAAAAAAAGGAAAAAAAAAAAAGGAAGAAGAAAGAAAGAAAAGAAAAAGACAGGAUUUUCUGAACUGUUGAUUCGUUAAAAAUAUUUUACUCUUUUCAUCAUCCCCUCGUCACAAAACCUCCUAAUUUUCCUUUUUCCCUUCCCAAAACUUGCAGCGUCCAAAGCUUAGCUAGUUGUGUCACUGUGAGCAAGGAAGAGCAAGUAAGUCAUCUCAACGGAGGGUCUUUGAAAAACAAGCGAAUGCCCCAUCAAGGAUGCUUCCAAACACCUGCAUUCUCUUAAUAUGCCUGCUCUUCUUCAGCUUUGCCUUCCCCCUGAUCAAUGCUGCCUCAAACCGGACCCUCCUACACCAACACCCAGACCCUGAUGCUGUUGCUCAAGAUAUCCAAAGAGGAUUGAAUGUGUCUCUUUCAAGAAGACAAGCCCUGUUUCUCACCCAAAACGACCAAUGUCUCACCGGAAACCCCGUCGAUGACUGCUGGCGGUGCGAUCCCAACUGGAUCAACAACCGCCAACGCCUUGCUGACUGCUCAAUCGGUUUCGGGCGGGGCACCCUGGGCGGCAGGGGCGGCCGGUUCUAUGUAGUCACCGACUCCUCCGACCAUGACCCUGCCAACCCCACCCCUGGUACCCUCCGCCACGCCGUCAUCCAAGACGAGCCGCUGUGGAUUAUUUUCAGCACCAACAUGAUUAUAAAGCUGAAGCACGAGCUCAUCUUCAACAGUUACAAAACAGUUGACGGUCGAGGGGCAAACGUUUAUAUCACAGGCAAUGGGUGUUUGACGCUUCAGUACGUUUCCCACGUCAUCAUCCACAACAUCCACAUUCACCACUGCAAACCAUCGGGUAACACCAACAUCGCCUCGUCCCCCACCCAUGUGGGGUGGCGGGGAAAGUCGGACGGCGACGGGAUUUCCAUCUUCGGGUCACAGAAAAUCUGGAUCGAUCACUGCUCCCUGAGCUACUGUACGGAUGGACUCAUCGAUGCUAUAAUGGGAUCUACCGGAAUCACCAUAAGCAACAGUUAUUUCUCGCAUCACAACGAGGUGAUGCUCCUGGGGCACAGUGACGACUACUUGCCGGAUUCGGGGAUGCAGGUGACCAUAGCGUUCAAUCACUUCGGCGAGGCGCUGGUGCAGCGGAUGCCGCGGUGCAGGCGCGGGUACAUACACGUGGUGAACAAUGAUUUCGCGGGGUGGGAGAUGUACGCCAUCGGCGGUAGCGCUAACCCCACCAUUAACAGCCAGGGAAAUCGGUACAUUGCGCCGGCGAAUCCUAGCGCUAAAGAGGUGACGAAGCGCGUGGAGACAGACGAGAGGGAGUGGACGGAUUGGAAUUGGAGGACAGAUGGGGACAUGAUGGUAAAUGGAGCAUACUUUGUUCCGUCGGGUCCUGGGCUUAGCGCCCAGUACUUGAAGGCCUCCAGUGUGGAGCCCAAGUCUGCAGGGCUCAUUGACCAACUCACCAUGAACUCUGGUGUCUUUGGCGAUCCCAGGGAAGAAACUGGGGGCGUUUCUUAUGGUGGCAGUGGGUCCAGCAGCACUAACACCGGGAAUUCAGGGUCUGGCGAUAAUGGAGACUUCUUUGGAAUGAUAUUCGGGGGCACGGCAGCGGCAGCACCUCUCUCAUCCACAUCCGGAGCCUCGGUCUAUUUUUCUCUUCUAAUUGUUUUAAUUCUGUACACAAUCAUCACCAACCAUGGUGCCCUAUUGCCAUUACACUCAUUACUAUUGCCAUAGAACUUAGAAAGAAAAAGAAAUCAGCAAUAUCUAAGAUUGAAGGCAAGAAGAAGAAGAUUAAUUAGUUUUGUUAGUUUGGUUGCAUUUUAUGUACCUGUAAGAAUGGUAUUAUGAUUGUCACCUUGUUGAUUGGUUGAUUCUUUUGUAGAGAGGAUAGGAUAGGGGUGAAUAAGAAUGAGGUGGGAUUGUUAGAUUCCUGGUGUCAAUUUCAAAGGACUCCUCUUUUAAAAAUGAUGCAAUGGACAUGGGAUGUCUCCAUACAUGCCUUGGAAUUUUGGCAAACGGCCCUAGUGGGGUCUUUUGAAUGCUUUUAGAGCCUCCAUUCCUUCUCUCUCUAUAUUGUGUGAAAGGGAAAGGUGCAGCAAAUCCCAACAUCCAAGAUCCUUUAGCGUGUUUAAGAGAUUUUGCAUUUAGUGGGCAUGCUUUUGGCGCAGAGUGGUGAACUUGAAGGUUCAAAAGGAAUGAACUUAUUCAUGAAUU